UGGCUGGUGGAGAAAUGCAGUCAUAGGUAUCACUGCCUGAACUUGAAGAGUGGACCAGGUGGAAAUCAGGUCACAGAGCUGUUCAGGAAGAUGCAGAGACUGGUGACAGAAAAUAGUGACAGCUGUUUUAAAAUGGAGGGACUGCUUUUACAAGAGGUGGAGGAAAAGAAGAGGAUAGUGGAGCAAAGGGCUCAGCAGAGAUUGAUGAAGAUGCAGAAACAGAGAUCUCUGCUCAAUGGGGAGUCAUGUCAUCUCUCCGAAAUCAGAGUCGUGCUGCUUGGAGCUCGGGGCUCAGGGAAGAGUUCAGCAGGAAACACCAUCCUGGGUCAAGGAGGAAGCUUUGAGGUCAGAAGGAGAACAGUGCAAUGGAUGGUGGGAGCAGGUGAUGUUGCCGGGAGACAAGUCACUGUGGUGGACACUCCAGGCUGGUGGAUGAAUUACUUCUCUCAGGAUAGUCCUGUUUUUGACAGACACUAG
Molecule: messenger RNA, 477 nt
Organism: Oncorhynchus tshawytscha (Chinook salmon)
Lineage: Eukaryota; Metazoa; Chordata; Actinopteri; Salmoniformes; Salmonidae
Product: GTPase IMAP family member 8-like
Exons: 2
Coding region: 91-477 (128 amino acids)
Molecular function (GO): GTP binding
Source: RefSeq, a predicted model, not a curated record